UUAGUAUUUACAAUUUUAAUAGAUAUGGAGUCGACAUUUUAUUACUUUCCUGGUCAAACACCAGAAAACACAAAAAUCUCGGACAGAAGUCAUGCACUACAUGUUACCUCGGACGCAUGGAAACGAAUCACCGGACAUUUGGACAGACGCAAACUGAUUCAAGAGGCAAUCGACAAAGAAGUCGCUUAUAAAAAAGCUUUAAAAGAUGGUUCUUAUGCUAUGACAUGUACUUGGGAGAAUUCAGUGGAGAAUGUCAGACGCAGAAAAGAGGAAGAACGCAUACGCAAAAUCGCCGAGCUUGAAGACAAUAAGUUCAAAGGUUACUACAAAGUACGCGUGGAGCAGGAAGCCAAAAGAAAACAGUUUGAAGAACAAGUCCAGAAAAGACUAUUCACGUCCACCGGUUACCCGAGACAAAUAAACUACGGUCUUCUUACAUGCGAAGUAAUCAGAGAUAGAGAGUUGCAAUUAGAGUUGAAGAAACGAUUGGCCGAGGAUGAAGAGAAUAUGAUUGUGGAGGAGAAAAAGAAAAUAGACGAAGGAGCAGUACAAGAAAAAUUAGAAAAUGCUGAAAAGGCAAAGAAGAUAUUCGAGAAGAAUGUUAAAUGGGCUAAAGAAUUGCAACUGACGAUUGAAGCCAGAAAGGAACAUGAAGCAUUAGUAAAAUUACAAAAUCUAGAAAGAGAAGCUCUUGAUAACAUAGAGGCUGCGAAAGAGAUGCAGGAGGUUGAGGAAGCAACAAAAGCAGAAAAACUUCGAAGAAUUAAAGAAGUUAGAAAUGAAAAAAAGAAAUAUAUGGAAGAGAAAAAUGCGAUAACAGGCAAACGUGCCAAGGAAGAUAGGGAGUUAGACGAAGUAAUCCAUGUAUUUAGAACAACAAAGGAAAAAAUGAACUGCUUUAUAAAAAAAAGAGAACGCAUGUUUAGGGAGACUUUCAAAAAACGAAGCGAAUUGCUUGCUGAAAAAUUGGGAGAAUUUCAUGGUAAUCGGGAAGAACGUUACAACUUCACUGAAAAGGAUCCAUAUGGAGAAAGAGCAAUGGCUUUGGCAGAGAAAAAGGAAUCUCUUAAACAGCAAUUGUUACAAGAAGUACUGGAAGGUCGAAAAAAACAGGUGGAAGAAAUUGAUAAAUUAAGAGCUCAAGAACAAGAUGUGAAAAAAUAUGAAAUGUUAAACCGUUACAAAACAAAUGAAGUAUUAAAACAGUACGAAGAAGAACAAAGAGCCAAGGCAAGAGAAGCAGUCUUGAAAUACAAAGCGGAACUGGAGAAACAAAUUGAGGAAGAUCGAAUGCAAAAAGUUGAGAAGGAAGAUGAAUUACCAUAUGGCAAAGAUUAUGAAGAGGAAGACCGAAAGUUCUUUGAAUACGCGAAUGAUACUUUGCAACUUGCGAAAGAUAAAGGAUACAACACGUACCCCAUCGAAAGUGUUAUAAAAGCUUAUAAAAAAGAAAAUGUAUUAGACCUGAAAGAGAAUAAAAGGCUAUGUGAAGAUACAUAUGCUAAAAAGCCAGUUGAUUUAGUCCAAGUGAAAAAAAUAUUCAAAAACAAAAAUCCAUGUAAAUGUUGCAGAAAUGAAUAAAACUAUUAUUAUACAUUGCAAAAA
Molecule: messenger RNA, 1605 nt
Organism: Aethina tumida (small hive beetle)
Lineage: Eukaryota; Metazoa; Arthropoda; Insecta; Coleoptera; Nitidulidae
Product: inner centromere protein A
Exons: 8
Coding region: 25-1581 (518 amino acids)
Source: RefSeq, a predicted model, not a curated record